This is a messenger RNA of Haliotis rubra (blacklip abalone), 594 nucleotides long. RefSeq lists its product as uncharacterized. The record is from RefSeq and is a predicted model, not a curated record. The transcript has 2 exons. The annotation marks the transcript as partial. NCBI's taxonomy places the organism in Eukaryota, Metazoa, Mollusca, Gastropoda, Lepetellida, Haliotidae.
UCGUGUAAUACUUCUUCAUCUUCUACUAAAUGUCCUACUUCAUGUUCUGCUAAAUGUUCUACUUCAUGUACUUCUUCAUCUUCUGCUAAAUGUUCUACUUCACGUACUUCUUCAUCUUCCACUAAAUGUUCCACUUCCUGUAAUACUUCUUCAUCUUCUACUAAAUGUUCUACUUCGUGUAAUACUUCUUCAUCUUCUACUAAAUGUUCUACUUCGUGUAAUACUUCUUCAUCUUCUACUAAAUGUCCUACUUUAUGUUCUGCUAAAUGUUCUACUUCAUGUACUUCUUCAUCUUCUACUAAACGUCCUACUUCACGUACUUCUUCAUCUUCUACUAAAUGUUCUACUUCGUGUAAUACUUUUUCAUCUUCUACUAAAUGUUCUACUUCGUGUAAUACUUCUUCAUCUUCUACUAAAUGUCCUACUUUAUGUUCUGCUAAAUGUUCUACUUCACGUACUUCUUCAUCUUCCACUAAAUGUCCUACUUCACCCUCUCGAAGUAAGUGCAACGUCAUCUCGACAAGAACCGUUGGUUGUUUACCAGGAUCAUUGAUCCUUCAAGAAGAUGACAGCUGUGAAGCGGCAUGCAAGUGA